Messenger RNA from Leptopilina boulardi, 945 nucleotides. RefSeq names its product putative nuclease HARBI1. Bases 1 to 945 code for a protein of 314 amino acids. Lineage: Eukaryota; Metazoa; Arthropoda; Insecta; Hymenoptera; Figitidae. The record is from RefSeq and is a predicted model, not a curated record. The transcript has 4 exons.
AUGGCAGGCAUAGCUUGUAGGCUUGAAAGAUACAGAGGGGCAAGUUACCUAGCUCACGGAGACAGUUUGUUUUCCUCAGCAAACUUAUUUCGGGUUGGUGUCAGUACAACAUAUAAAAUUGUGGUCGAAGUUUGUCCCUUGAUUUGGGAAUUGCUGUCACCCAUUUAUUUAUCUUGGAAGUCUGCUGCAGAGCUGGAGGUUGUUGCUCAUGGCUACCGGGCCAGGUGGAAUCUUCCCAACUGUCUGGGUGCAUUGGACGGAAAGGAAAUCAGGAUAAGAGCUCCUCCGCACUCAGGAAGCAUGUUCUACUGUUACAAAAAGUUCUUCAGUUUUAAAGUACUGUCUAUUUGCGAUGCGUUUUAUCGUUUCACGUGGAUCAGUGUAGGGGACUAUGGUUCUAUCAGCGAUUUAUCAGCGUUUCGUAACACGGAAUUAUAUAAAGCACUUGAACAAGGCGAAAUUGACCUUCCUCGAGACAAUUUUCUUCCACGCAGCAAUAUUCGGAUGCCAUAUUUUUUUAUCGGGGAUGCAAUAUUUGAAUUAAAAAAAUAUUUGAUGACUCCCUACAAUAGAAAUAAUCUUGUUUCUGAGGAGCAAAGAAUUUUCAAUGAAAGAUUAUCUAGGGGAAGGAAUACAAUUGAGGACACCUAUGGGGUGUGGACAAGCAAAUUCCAAAUUUUGAACACUCGUCUAAACUUCUCAGUUGCAAAUUCAAAAAAUAUUAUUCAAGCGUGUGUAUGUUUGCACAACUUCAUUAUUAAUGAAGAAAUGCUUGAUCCUUCUGAGAGAAGACGCCAACAUGUUCCUAGGCAGGUUGCUGAAAAUGUACAAGGAGUUCCUAGACACGAAGAGGUAUUCGCAGAUGUUCCUCACGACGUACAUGAGCAGCGAAAUGCUUUAGCUGGAUAUUUUUCUUCCCCUGCAGGAGCGCUUCUUUAUCUUUAA